ACAAUGGGUGUGCCUUUUACUCGUUUACCUCCGCGACAAUGAAAGAAUGUGAAAUAGGAGACAUUUUGCUGCUGUUUAGGAAGGGUUCCUGCGUUUCAAAAUACUGCCAAACACCGAGAAUAAAACGCCUUUGACGAGGCAGGUUCUGAGGACACGUGCCGCGCGACUGCAUCGCCGACGCAGCGGGUGCGAUAUUCAAAGUUGUCCUAUAACGUGAUACGACCGCUGUCGUUCCCGUUUGCUUUGGCAGCCGCGGCGAGGACCGCAGCACAAACACGGCAUCCACAUGUCACGGUAAAGUAUGGACGGGUGGAGCCCAAUUGUUGCGACAGCCUCGGAUAACGACCGCUCCAGCUCCGAGGGGGAGUACAUGGUGGAGCCCGGACCCGAAGCCGACGCGCAGGGGGUUGAGGGCAGGGAGCCGCGGGGCGUCGGGACCCCGGAGAUGACGGACCCCGGGGGUACCGCUGCUGUCGGCUUCGGGAUGACCGGGACCGGGGAGGGCAAAGUGGUGUUGGGUAAGGUCGGACAGAGAGACGAGAAGGAACUCCGGUACCUGCACUUGUUGUGGGAGCCCGGGUGCGCGGAGGUCGGCGCCGGGAGUGUGAAGAGCAAGAUGGGGAAAAUGACGGGGAGGAGGGCCCGGCGGCAGCACAAAGUGACCCGCAGCCUCGGCCCCAUGGGGAAAGAUGUCUACGCUGCGAAAAGACUGCGGGAGGCAGCGAACAGCAACGACAUCGACACAGUUCGAAAGCUCCUGCAAGAUGACACCGACCCGUGUGCCGCAGACGACAAGGGGAGGACAGCCCUCCAUUUCUCUUCCUGCAAUGGCAACGAGAGCAUUGUGCAAUUGCUGCUGAGCAACGGCGCUGACCCCAACCAGCGAGACAGUUUGGGAAAUACCCCCCUCCAUCUAGCGGCCUGUACCAACCAUGUGCCUGUGAUCACCUCGCUGCUGAGAGGAGGAGCCCGUGUGGAUGCCCUGGACCGAGCAGGCAGGACCCCCCUGCAUCUAGCGCGCUCCAAACUCAAUAUUCUGCAGGAGGGAGAUUCACGCAGCUUAGAAACCCUGAGAGGAGAAGUCACUCAGAUUAUUCAAAUGCUGAGGGAAUACCUGAACUUAAUGGGCCAGAGUGAAGCUAAAGAGAGACUCGAGCACAUUUCCGCACAGCUGCGGCACACACGCACCAAAGAGCAGGUGGAUGAGGUGACCGAUUUAUUGGCCAGUUUUACAUCGCUCAGUCUACAGAAACAAAAUUUGGGGGAUAGAUAGAAGAAGAGUUGUACAAGGAAGCCUUGCUACUUUUUAAGAGAAUGCAUCUGCUGCAUCAUCCUUGACCAGACAAGUUAAUACUAAACCACACUGAACCAAAAUUCUGGGGGUUUCUCUCCAUAUUCCAAAGUACAGAUUUAUCUACAGCAUUACUAUUCAGGACCGUGACAUUUACACACCAUGUCAUUUUAACCAAAAUAAAACCGUGAUUAUUUUGAAAGCAUUUACAGCUUUAGGGAGUUUUUCAUAUCGUUCCUGUGAGAAAGACUGAACGCUGAAAAUGCAGACGGAGAAAAAAAUUCUUAUCCUGGUUAAAGUGAAAAGAUGCUCAAAAUGGAAGCCCAGUACCGCAGUGUAGUGGAUAUCUAUUUAUAGAAGGAAAUGAGUGUCACAUGUUAGCUUUUCAGAAAAAGGGAUAAAAGAAAGCCUUUAGGGAAAUAUACAUUAAGAACAGGAAACAGCUGGAACAGAAACCAACCCUGAGGUGCAGUGGGAUCAUCACUCUCUAAUGUGUGUGUGUGUGUGUGUGUGUGUGUGUGUGUGUGUGUGUGUGUGUGUGUGUGUGUGUGUGUGUGUGUGUGUGUGUGUGUGUGUGUGUGUGUGUGUGUGUGUGUGUGUGUGUGUGUGUGUGUGUGUGUGUGUGUGUGUGUGUGUGUGUGUGUGUGUGUGUGUGUGUGUGUGUGUGUGUGUGUGUGUGUAAGGGUCACAGCUGUCUCUAUGUGCUGACAUGAUCUCUUUUUGCCUGCCAUUUCUAGCUAAGUUCUCCGAUAAUUAUAAGACAUUUUUCAUGAAAUGUUUAAACAGUUUUCACUGUUGUAUUUUUGUUUUUCUUAUUGAUGGCCUCUUUCUAUGCCGUUGCUUUUUCUCCUGUGUUGCAUGUAAUGUUUGUAUGUGAACCCUACUGUGAAAGAACAUUUUUAGAUAUUUGACUAUUGUUGGCAAUGGAUAUAUGUGAUUCAAUAAAUCAAUGUUUGGCUAUGA
Pungitius pungitius (ninespine stickleback) is the source of this 2254-nucleotide messenger RNA. RefSeq names its product ankyrin repeat domain 54 (gene ankrd54). Gene Ontology annotation, molecular function: protein binding. Lineage: Eukaryota; Metazoa; Chordata; Actinopteri; Perciformes; Gasterosteidae. Bases 302 to 1273 code for a protein of 323 amino acids. The record is from RefSeq and is a predicted model, not a curated record. The transcript has 8 exons.